AUGGCUCCUCCCAAGUCGAAGCCUCAAAACCAUCCAGAGGGUGAACAAUGCAACAUCUGUGGAGUAGUGAUCGCUCGUCGCGGUGACAUGCCCAGACACAAACGAACUCACGCAGCAGUGGAAGACAAGAAUGCCAUGUUACACCGAUGCUCUUGGGAAGGCUGCAGCUAUUCCAGUCUCCAGAGACCCAACGUCGAUACUCAUUACAGAACACACACCAAAGAACGAAAUCAAGCUUGUCCUGAUUGCGAUUCCAAAUUCUCCGAUCCUGGGUCUUUGAUUCGACAUCGGAAGAAUCUACAUGGCUAUAUCCCUAAAGCCAGGAAGACCCGUCAACGCGGUAGUACCGCUGCUCCAGAACAGUCUUCCUCCACGCGUGGCAGUCGAAGACACCAGCCGUACUCCCGUUCACCUUCCACUUCAUCGUCUUCUUCAGGUUCAUCUUCUCCUGAACCUACAGCUGCCGCUAGUAUUACGACAGCUGCCACUGAAGUUACAACUACCACUAGUACCCCCACUACCAACGCAUUCCCAGUCAUCCUCCCUCCCGAAUACGAUUACACCGCUAUGGAGUCUAUCUUCCUUUCGAAAUCCCGAAUCCACGAAGCCGACCUGAAUCUCAACUUCAACCCCGAUUACUUCUGGCUUUACCAAGAUGCCGAACGCAUCAUCCGAACCCCGAGUCCUAAAAUCUUGAUUCCCGCAACGGGAGCUGGGAAAGAAUUUCAGUAUCCUAUGGUUCAUUAUUUGGGAUUUGAGAUUACUCCAUAUAACGUUUCGCGGGUUGGGAUCGGGCGUGAAAUGGAACAGCCGAUACCAACUGAACCGUUGGUGGGCGACAAAGGUGUUGAGAGGGACCGAGUACUAGGAGAGGAGAAGGAACAACCAUGGGAAUCCUUUGCGUAUCAACAUGACUCUUUGAUUCAUGGAAUGCCUGUCAACGAUGCUAGCACAUUCACCACCACCCCUUCCGUAGCCUUUGAUUGCAAUCCUCCGUUCGUAUACGAUAUAAUCUCCCAAUUGGUUCAACCCGUGACGCCACCCUCAUCUUCACCAUUAUCAUCAUCUCCGUACAAUUUGGCUUUGGACUAUUCCCAGCCGGUGGGGUGUGGCUCAGAAACUUUGGAAGCCUCGAUGUUUUUCGCACCCUCCGAAUCGGCGUAUACCUGUCCGUCAGAGGUAUUGGAGGGUCUCGCAAGUUCAGGUCAACUGGAGUCGGGAGUCAUCAACUAUGACCGAAUUUGGGCCUAA
Messenger RNA from Marasmius oreades (fairy-ring Marasmius), 1251 nucleotides. RefSeq lists its product as uncharacterized. The record is from RefSeq and is a predicted model, not a curated record. Gene Ontology annotation, cellular component: nucleus. Gene Ontology annotation, biological process: regulation of gene expression. The transcript has 2 exons. NCBI's taxonomy places the organism in Eukaryota, Fungi, Basidiomycota, Agaricomycetes, Agaricales, Marasmiaceae. The coding region runs from base 1 to 1251 and encodes 416 amino acids.